AUGUUGUCGCAUAAAGUGUUUCAAGCUGCGGCCCAUGGAGCUCGGCAGUCUGGGUCGGCGCGUGCCGCUCUUCUGGCCGGCAAAGCUCAAUGCGCUAGCUCUACCCUUCCUAUGCAAGGCCGUCGGUCAAUCUCGGUCUACGGUUAUACACAAGCCAAGGCAUUAGUAUACUCUAAAUAUGGCGAGCCAAAGGAUGUCCUCAGCCUCCACAAACACUCCAUCUCCGCCCCGCAUGGCUCACAAGUGAACCUCCGCCUUUUGACAGCGCCCAUGAACCCUGCCGAUGUGAACCAGAUCCAAGGCGUAUACCCUAGCAAGCCUCCUUUCCUUCAGACUCUUGGCACAGCCGAACCAUCGGCUGUUGGUGGCAACGAGGGUGCAUUCGAAGUGAUUUCAACGGGCAGCAAUGUGAAGAAUCUGUCUAAGGGAGAUUGGGUCAUUAUGAAAAAGACUGGUCAGGGUACUUGGCGUACCCAUGCGCAGCUAGACGAGUCGCAACUUAUCCGGAUCGAGAACAAGGAAGGCUUGACACCUCUACAGAUUGGUACUGUCAGUGUCAAUCCCGUCACUGCCUACCGUAUGAUGCGAGACUUUUGCCAAUGGGAUUGGAUGCGCGCGGGCGAGGAAUGGAUGAUCCAAAAUGGUGCCAAUAGUGGUGUCGGACGUGCUUCCAUCCAGUUCGGCCGCGAGUGGGGUAUCAAAACGCUGAAUAUUGUUCGUCAGCGCAAGACACCCGAAGAGACCGAGGCCCUGAAGCAGGAAUUGAAAGAGCUCGGUGCUAAUGUCGUUGUGACCGAAGAGGAAAUGCUUACUGGUGGUUUCCGGGACAUGGUUAAGGAGGCUACCCGCGGAGGCCGAGAGCCUAUCCGUCUUGCAUUGAACUGCGUUGGUGGAAAGAAUGCUACUGCGCUUGCAAAGACUUUGGCUCCAGACUCCCAUAUGGUGACCUACGGCGCCAUGUCCAAGCAGCCUGUGGCUCUGCCAUCUGGGCUGCUGAUCUUUAAGAACUUGGCCUUUGAUGGAUUCUGGGUCAGUAAGUGGGGCGAUAAGAACCCCGAGCUGAAGGAGAAUACCAUCAAGGAUGUGCUUCAGAUGACGCGCACUGGUAAGUUCAAGGACAUUCCUGUGGACGAUGUCAAGUGGAACUGGAAAUCAGAGGGUGAAGAGCUGGCCGAGAGUGUACAAGGGACCCUGGGAGGUUACCGCAGUGGAAAGGGAGUGUUCACUUUCACUGGCGGCGAUGAAUAA
Penicillium angulare is the source of this 1248-nucleotide messenger RNA. RefSeq names its product enoyl-[acyl-carrier-protein] reductase. Gene Ontology annotation, cellular component: mitochondrion. Gene Ontology annotation, molecular function: trans-2-enoyl-CoA reductase (NADPH) activity. The record is from RefSeq and is a predicted model, not a curated record. Gene Ontology annotation, biological process: fatty acid metabolic process. Lineage: Eukaryota; Fungi; Ascomycota; Eurotiomycetes; Eurotiales; Aspergillaceae. The transcript is spliced from 2 exons. The coding region runs from base 1 to 1248 and encodes 415 amino acids.